This is a messenger RNA of Brassica rapa (field mustard), 12261 nucleotides long. RefSeq names its product precursor of CEP16. The record is from RefSeq and is a predicted model, not a curated record. Gene Ontology annotation, biological process: innate immune response; regulation of developmental process. NCBI's taxonomy places the organism in Eukaryota, Viridiplantae, Streptophyta, Magnoliopsida, Brassicales, Brassicaceae.
CUUCAUGCCACCCAUUGCAGAGCCAAUCAAAACUCCACAUUUGGCUUUGUUAAACUCAGCCAUUACUUCAUCAGAAGUUACACCACCAUCAGCCAAAGCUUUCUUACCAGCAGUGAGAAGAUAGAGCAUGAACUUGUCCAUCCGUUUGGAAAGCUUUGGAGCAACCCAUCCUUCAGUUGAGAAUGAUUUGAUCUCUCCAGCAAUUCUCUUAUCAAAGGUAAAAAGGAAAGAUAUUUAAGUACAUGGAGACACCCAAAGCUUCCAAGAAAGCCUGAUAUAAUAAUAUUUGCUUAUUACCGUAGGGAACUCGGAACAAUCAAAAUUCUCAAUCUGGCUACCCAAGUCCUCCCACUGAAAUACAAGUUUGAAUUCAAAUUAAAAGUGUGAAACUUUAAGUUCAUAAAACAUUAACACAGCUCUCUACCAUUGCCAAAUCUCAAAAAAAAAUAAAAAUCAUUUUCAUUGAAGCCACUAUGUAAGGGAGAUAUAAAGAUGAUGUAAUGAUACGAGUUUAACCAAUCUAAGUCCAUCCAUCUAACACGAAAAAUUUGAAUACUAAACUAUAUAUAUGAUUGAAUCUGAAGAAAGCUCAAAACAGAGCAAAACAUGGGAAGAGAUAUACAAACCGAUUCGAGAUCUGGAGAUGAAGAAGAUCUCCGUAGACAAUAAGAAAUCAAUCACAUUCCAAAAAUUAGCAAUCUUCAUCUCUCAUACCUGACACAGAGAAAUCAAUCAAGCAGCUGCGGAAGGAAUCAUCCCAGCUUUUCUCGCAUACGCAAUGAUACCACCAGCAUCAACCACAGGCCCGACAUCACCAAUCGCCUUAAGCCUAUACUCCUUCCCCGUCAUAUGAUUAAUCAAAACAUUCUCCCCUUCCCUUAAGAUCCUUGCGUACGACUGCGCCACCACCGCCUUUCGUAACCCUAAUCUAACAUCUCAGCACGAGAAUUGCGCUUCUCCUCUUCGGUUAGCUUCACCGAAACUCCAAACCUCUCAGCAUGUCGAAUCUUCUUCUGAACAUCAUCCACCGGAGAAGAUACAUCAUCCCCUGCCGCCCACGAUCCAACAGCCUUGGUGUCAGGUUCUUCUUUCUUCUCACCACAAACAACAGAGAGAGCCGGAGUCAUCGACCUUUCGCGAGAGAAGGAGAAAAGUUGAUCCGUCGAGAGAGAGAGAAAGAAACGUGAAUGUUUGAUGCCACAUGUUCCUAAGGACACGACCAAAAAAGUUCUUAACCGGGGACUUUCAUCUUUCGUCCCAAGCAUUAUUAGGCCUUUUUCAUUUAAUUUAAAUCCCAAAAAGGCUAAGAUAUCGGUCCAGGGACACCGAUAUUCAUGCUCUUAUAGUUUACGUGAAUAUGAUCUCUCCUUGUUGAAAUUUAUGGAGGUGGCGGCAAAUCAACAGUUCCAAGAAACAGAAAAUUAGACAUCCACUGAUAUUAUUCCCUCACACUCAUCUUUCUUGUACACUAUAAAUACUUCUAAACCCUACGCUAAACUUUAUCAUGAUCAUCAUAUUAAAUACAUAUAGAGAUUUAUAUAUUCGUGCUACGAUUACAUAAAUCAUGGUGAUUGCUAAGAACCGCACAGAGCACUACGUAGUAUUGGUCCUUGUUCUGAUAAAUAUGGUGGGAUCAGUGUUACUAGCCACUGAAGGACGACCGGUCAAGUAUAGUUCGACAGCUUUGACCCAGUUAAGAGAUUCACCUGUGUACAAUGGAAGCGUAAUGUCUAAGCUUAAACCAGUUGAGUCAUCUGCACAAGAUGUUUCUUGGCUAGCCACGGUGAAGCAGUCCGGACCAAGCCCAGGGGUUGGUCAUCAUCGAGCCAAAGGAUACAAGACCUUUGGACGAGUCAGAGACGAAUCUGGUCCUAGUCCUGGUGUUGGACACUAAAGAACAAGGCCUACAAAUUUAAAUUAUAAGAAUAUAUAUGCAGAUAUAAUAACUUUACCAUGUUUUAGUAGCCUUUAAGAUGUAACCUUCUUCCAAUUUUUAUGUUUUUCUCCUUUUACUCUUAUCUUGUCUCUAUUCUCUACGUAAUAAUCAUAUAACCAAGCUUUUAUUAUGUUUUCUACAUAUUUCCUAACGACAAUUUGACAGAGGUAUUCAACACAACGAUAUGCAUUGCGAUUUGCCUAAGAGAAUUCUUCUUUAGUUUCAAGCAAAAUGCAAAUAUUACAAUUGAGCAGAAAAUGAGAUUUUGGCAAAAAAAAUGUGAUUUUGAGGUUGUGACAGAAAAAAUGUAAUUUGACAGUGUCAACAGGAAAGAUGUAUUUGCAAUUUAGUGAGAAAAUACGAUUAGGCAGUUCUGGAAGAAAAUAUAAAUUUGUAGUUUUGGCAUGAAAAUGAGGGUUUGCAGUUUUUUAGGAGAAAUGCAAUUUUUGGUAGGAGGAAAAAUAUGAUUAUUUAAAUUUUGGGGAAAGUGUGAUAUUUGUGACAGAAAGUGUGAUAUUUGUGACAGAAAAUGUAAUUUUAUUAUUUUGGCGAAAAAAUUUAUUUAUAUCAUAAUUAUUUAUUUAUCUUAAACUUGGAUCUAAAUAUUUUAUUUGGACAUGAAUGAAUUUCUCGUUUGUUAUUUUUGACAAGUUCAUCAUUAUUCAGAUGCACCAAUUAGUUUUAUCUGAAUGAUAUAUAAUUUUUGACUAAAAUUUUAAAAUGUAUUUGGUUGAAUCAUUUGGAUGAUGUUCAUUUUGUGUCAAAGUGAACAUCAUCAAUUCUCAUCUUUGUGACUAUUCGGAUAGAUAAACGAACAUACCCUAAGCUGAGUGCUAGAAGGAUUCAAACUAAAGAUGGAGGAAAGCCAUUAAAUCCGUACGACCACUUGUUGAGACUGGGGGGCCACUACUGGUCAAUAACUGCAAGCUUGCAACGUAGUGUGAGCUAUCCUUAAAUUUGAUGUAGGUAAAACUCUUAAUUAUUUAUGUUCCCAAAGAUUUGAUAAUUUCAGGAAGCCAAAUACAGUACGUCUAAUCCGUAGUAUAAGUAAGAAAAUGCAUGUAAUGAUGAUAUUAUAUGGUCACUGUAUAUAUUAAUAUCUUGAUAUUAAUACAACCACAUGUUACAACCUUUGAGAUUAAAGUUCGUAAAUCUUGUGAGUUGUAAGAAAAAAACACCAGCAAAGAUGGCAAGCAAAAUUUGGAAAAUGAUGGCAAGCAAAAUUUGGAUUUGAAAAUUUUGGAAAAUGACACAAAUCUUUCCAUUGUGGAAAAAGGCAAAAGUUUUAGGCCCUUUAGAUUUUAAUUAAAAAAAUUUAAAAGAUUUUCACACUAAAAAAAUUGAAGUUUUACAUGAAAACAACAGAAAUUAAAAAUAAGAAAAUACAACAAUAGAGAAAAUUAUCUAUGGGCUCGAAUAAAAAUAGUUCGAAUGACCUAACUCACAAAAAGCACAGACCAACAACUUCUGAAACCUUAGAGCUCCACUUGAGACAGAACCCAUGCACACACCCGCUCGGAACGAGGAUCACCAAGGCCACCAUGAAGCUAAAAGGACUGGAAACACCAGAAAGAUUGGUACAAGAGCACAUCUACAGAACAUCUACCUGAAAGAACACAAAACAACAAAUCGAAACGGAGCACUACGAAUGGGAAGACUCGUCGAGAGGAGGAAGGAGGUGGUGUUGCUGAUCCGAUCAGAACCUCAUGAGGACACAAACAAGGAAAGAGACAUGAAGUCCAAGAGGAAGCAUAGACCAAUAUCUCGUCCUCCAAAGAACUGGAUGCAUGACCGUCGCUGAAGAGCCACCACCUACUUGAAACCAGAAACAUCAAGAGCAAACGAGCACUGCCUCAUGAAACCAUCGAGAGGCCCUUUGAAACUCAAAGAUGAAGCGCCGGCCAAAAAAUAAAAGGGGAGAGACCCCCUUCGCACCGACACCGGUGAGAGCAGCAAACACGUGAGGAAUCGAAAUUGGAACUGAAAAGUUUUGUGAUUUAGAGAGAGGUUGGAGAGAAACUAGAAAAGAUAGAAUUUUUACUUAAUAAAAUUUAGGGCCCCUUAUUUAUUUAAUUCAUUACUAGUUGAGUGUUAUAAAUAUCUGCAUACAUAUAUUUGGAGUUUGAUAAGUCUUAUAAUUUUUUCUUCAUUUUAGUUUGGACUCAUCUUAUAAACUUCAGUUAUAAACACAUUCAUGAUAUCUUCCAUUUUAGUUGUUUGUAAACAUACCAGAUAUUUUUAUGAAGAGACCAUUUUUAAAAAAAAAUGUUGUUGACAAAAAAAAAUUCUUAGUUAUUGUAAAAAAAUUGUUUUAGGACCCUAAAAAUUUUCUCGGGGCAGUGAAGUUUUCUCAUCUCCAUAAAAUAGUACGAACAGAAUUAACUAUUCAUAUCUUUGUCAUAAGAUUUUUUUUUUUUGCGUAUAGGUUUUGUAGUAGGCUGGAACACUAGUUAUUUUGGUUAUUUAUUUGUGAUAACGCAAUGGAUCAUUAUACUACUAAUUUCACUUUUCUAAUAAAAAACAAGUUUACAUUUAAGUUUUUAUAAAUCUAUGAAUUAUUAAUCGUUCGUUAUAAGUUACAACGUAUACUAUUCUUCUUCAGAGAUAUCUAGAACUUAAUGUAUUCAACCAUGUGGUUAUCCAAUGUUUAAUUAAAGUGUACAUGUUGUAAAAAGAACCUUUCCAUACUCUCUCUCUCAGUCUUAUCUUUCUUUCGUAGGCGACCAUAAGUCUAUUCUUCUUUCGCAUGUGUCUUCCUUCCAUUAUAUUCUUAUAUUCCCGGUUUCUUGAUUUCAUUGUUCUGGUGAUGCUAUGUUGAGGUAGUUCUUGGUUGUUUUAGCACCGGUGUUUCAUUGGUUUUGUGUUGAAUCGUUUCACUGGUUCAUCCCUUCAUUCUAAAGCUUACCUAGCUCCAGUUUUUGGAGUGGGCGAUUGCCGAGGUUUAUGGAGAGUCUGAUGCGCCUCUGAUCGUAGAUCCGAGCCAGAAUAAUGCAACCAUGGUCGAGCUGAAUCAAAGUGAUACUUAUCUAGCUGAGCUGGAUAAUCUGAAUAAUCAAGAAAGCUGGAAUGACAUUAUCCUAGACGAGCCUAGCUGGACUAACACUCACCUGGACGAGCUGAACAAGUUGGUUCGAUCUUCUGAGCUGGUUCGACCACCCGAGCUGGUUUGGUCCCCCGAUUUCCAACCAUUGACCAUGAUUGUUUCUUAUGUUCAAACAAGUGAAGACUCAAGGCCAAAGGUGUUUUAUCAGUCCAAAAACGUUCAGGAAAGAUUGGGCCUUAUUAUUUUCACUCCAUCAACAAAAUAGACUUCUUUGGGCUGAGAAAAUGAUCCAAACAAAUUCACUUUAUUUUGGAUGAAGCUAAAAUUCGACCAGGUCCUAUAUCAAAAUGUUUCUGAUCCAUUCUCAUUAAGAAUACCAAAGGGAAGUCAGCAAGAAAGUCUUAGUCGUGCAUGGGAAAAAGAAUUCCACAAAAAUCAUUAAUUUCGGUCUUUAGUCAAAGUCUUCAUUUCUAGUUUUUAUGUUUCUUGUUUUUAGCACAAUAAUUCUUGUUUUCUACAACCUGUAACCUAUUUAAUCAGGCCUAAGAGCCACGAAAUAAAUCAUUCAUUUUCCUUUUUUAUUUGAAUUUAUCUCUUUGUUCUUUGCUUAGAACACUUUUCGUUUCUUGGUGAAAUUUUCUCAGAGUAAACAAAUAUUUCUUUUGUUGGACUUGUGCGUCACAUAAAGCAACAAUCGAAAUCUGGUAGUAUCAAGAGACUUUCUGCUCCUCUUGUGUCACCAUUCAAUCCAUCAGUUCUCAUUCAAAACGUCUGAGUUCAUAUCCAAGUCCGGCUGAGUGAUCAUUCCCUAAUUUGGGUGUAUCAAGUGGUAUCAGAGCCACUCAACCAGUACUAUCUAUUCAUUUUCUCAUAUUCUAUUUUCUAAACACUUCUUCUUCUACUUUCUAUUUCAAAUCUGGGCCACUACCUUUUCUAUUGUCAUCUAAACAAAAAAAGAUCGAUUAAAAGAAAAGAAACAAAGUUUGAUUUUGGCUAUGUGGUGGAAGAGAAAUUCUGCUGGCUGAGAAGAAAUCUAACCUUGGAGUGGUUAACAGGGAUUUCACAAAUCAAAUCUCUUAUCUUUCUAUUUUUUGUUAAUCCCUUGUUACUUGGAGAUUCCAUUAGGUUACUUUGAUUUGUUCUCUUAAAACAUUGAGAAAAGACAUUUGAGUGACCACUAAAUUUCUGAGAGAAACACUUGUGUGAAUGAGAUUAAACACUUGAGAGUGUAAAGAUUUUUAUCUAUUAACCUUUUGUGUUGAGUAUUUUCAGGGAUAAGAUGUUUGGUCUUCACAUGAAAAAUAGCAAAGCAACAUCCCAACGACAAGCUAUUUUUCAAUCUUCAUAUGAGAAGCCUAACAAGAGGUGCAGAGAGCAGUUUAAACCAUCUAGAGAUGAAGCUGAUCAAAGGAAGCUUUUCCGCCAUUUUGAUGUGAGUUUUGUUACAACUUUGAGAAGGAAAUGAUUAAAGGACUUAAGGACGUCAGCAAGAACCAAAUGAUGAGCACAACCACAUGUACACUUGUAGCUGAACAACCAAUAUUCAUAAGUGAAAAAUCCAAAGGUAAAUCUGAAAACAACCUUGAAGAGCGAAAUUUUUUUUCAGAUUCUUUACCCAUUUUUAAUGAAUAUGAUGAAGAGCUGAUGGACAGUUUGAUGAUUUGUGAGGAUACUUGUGAUCUUCUUUUUCUUGAAUCUGAUUUGGUGAUUAAUAAUGAACAGACUAUUGCAGAACUAACCUUUUUGCAACCGGAGCAUUCGAAUAGUCUUAUUCUAUUUUCACAGGAAUUUGAGGAAGAGCCAUUCGACUACUCACAUCAAGAACCGCUUCUUGGCACAAGGAAACCCUUGGAAGACUCAAGGCCAAAGGUGUUUUAUCAGUCCAAAGACGUUCAUGAAAGAUUGGGUCUUAUUAUUUUCAUUGCAUAAACAAAACACACUUCUUUGGGCCGAGAAAAUGAUCCAAACAAAUUCAAUUUGUUUUGGAUGAAGCUAAAAUUUGACCAUGUCCUAUAUCAAAAUGUUUCAGAUCCAUACUCAUCAUGAAUACCAAGGGGGAGUCAGCAAGGAAGUCUUGGUCGUGCAUGAGAAAAAAAAUUCAACAAAAAUCAUUAAUUCCGGUCUUUAGUCAAUGUCUUCAUUUCUAGUUUCUAUGUUUCUUGUUUUUAGCACAAUCAUUCUUGUUUUCCACAACUUAUAACCUAUAUAAUCAGGCAUAAGAGUCACGAAAUAAAUCAUUCAUUUUCCCCUUUAUUUGAGUUUAUCUCUUUGUUCUUUUCUUAGAACGCUUUUUGUUUCUUAGUGAGGUUAUCUCCGAGCAAACAAAUCUUUCUUUUGUUGGACUUGUGAGUCACAUCAAGCAACGAUCGAAAUCUGGUAGUAUCAAGAGACUUUCCACCCCUCUUGUGCCACCAUUCAAUCCAUCAGUUCUCAUUCAAACCGUCUGAGUUCAUAUCCAAGUUCGACUGAGUGAUCAUUCCAUAAUUUGGGUGUAACAGACUCCAUGUGGCCUGAGGGGUAUGCCUUUCCUCAGUGGAUCAGUUGACAUUGUGCAUAUCCAGUGCCAUGGGUAGGGCGACUUGCUUAUGGUAUUGUUGCCUUGUUAUAGCUUGGCAGGUCAUGGUGCUUCUACUAGUUUCAACAAGCUGUGGCCGUUCUAUGCCCAAUUUUUCUGCAUCUCUGUUCAAGGGUGAGUGUGGCUUCCUCAGACUUGCUUUUUCUUGACUGGUUCCUGACGUCUUAGAAGAUUGUACAAGUGGUUCUGGAGCAAUUUUAUGAGGUUUAUGUUGUAUAUCCAUUCUUCUACUACAUUUUGCGUGUUAAAAGCCGGUGACGGUUACAAGAAUCGAAGCGUUCAUCGAGAGCUAGCCAUUCCGAAAACAAUAUAGGGUCCGACUGGUGACCAUUCUGGAAACAAGAGGAACGAAUAGGAAAGGAAUGUAGAAGAAUAUAAUCGCAGGAAUGAAAGGUAAUGGUUGUUCCAUCCCAUAUUUAACAAGGAAUCAAUUUGUUCUUUAUUUCUCUACAAAAAAAAAGAAUGGUAGGGAAUGAGAAGGAAAAAAAUUUCCUUAUGAAUGGUGAUUUUUGUAAGGAAUGUUAGGAAAUACAUUUGUUCCUCGUCGUUCCUUGGUCACCAUUCAUACCCAUAAUGAUUUUCAGCAUCCGAGUAAAAGAGGUGAACCUCAUGUCGUGGUGGUCAUCGCUGAGGGUUGAGAACGAUAGUCAAUUUCUAAGAAGUUUAAAAUUGGAUUAACGUGCCGAGUUUAGGCGAAGCCAGUUUAGUCAUAAAAUGACUUGAAAUUUUUUUGUUCAGGUCGAUCUUGUAACCGAAACCGAAUUCCCAGGUUGAUUUUAAUAUAAUUUCUAUAAAAAAAACAUGUGAUUGUCCUCUCUCGGCUUUUUAAAGCACACAAUACUUCAUAUGUAUAUUAAAUUUACGAUACACUUGAAUUAGUACUUUUUUUUUUGAUAAUCCAGGUAUCUGGACCUCUCACUGACUAUUCUACUGCGUCCAACUGGAACUGGCGAGGAAGGUCCUGUAGGCCAAACGGAAACCAUGUUAAAUCCGCUGUGGCCGGGACUCGAACUCGUGAUGACGGGCACCUUAACCGAGGUUCGUUUACCACCAGAUCACGAGGCCCGGUUACUUGAAUUAGUACUUAUAUCAUCGAUUUGCAUCUUCGUCUUAUAUUUGUUAAAGGAUGUGCGUCUUCUAUUGCUUUAUCGAUAGUUAUGGAGUAUCGCAAUGGCCUUGCAUACUUAUAUCCCAUUACAUGCCCUAAUAUAUGUGGUUAUAAUUAGCUGGCAGUUUAAGCAGAUUUGGACCAUUCCGUAAUUGGCUCCAACCUCUUAAAAUAGGGUUUUUAUUUAGACUUUUGGGUUAAAUCAAACUAGUCCCUCUCACAUAUAGGCACGCCAAAAGCUCUCACAUGUGUGUUUUACAUUCAAUAUCGAAAACUUUUUGACCGGAAUUUCUUUUCGUAUAAAAACGACAACUAGUGUUUCUCGUAGUGGAUGAUUGAUUUAAUAUCAUAGCCUUUGUUUAAACCUAUUUUAUUGGAUUAUAAUUACAAGAUAAACAUGCUUACAUUUACAUGCAUGCACAAACCUCGUCUAGUUUCAUCUUUAUCACAUUAAAACUCGAAAAGAAAAAUGAAAACCCCAAUGUUAAAAAACAAAAGAAACCUUGGAACUCAUCCGACAGUGUCAGUAAUUGUUAGGAAUUUUGGGAAUAAUUCAUAUUUUACUUUGGCAUAUUUUAUGUUUUGGUAAGAAAAAAUAUGAAUAAAUUAGUAAAAGACACAAAAGAAGAAGAAAGGAGAUGAGCUGGGAAGCACGUGUGAAGGAGAGAGAAGCACGUGCAACAAAGACAGUGCAGGGUUGACUGGAGACCGUAGGGUCGCGAGAAGUGGGAGACGCACAGUCUCCUUCACACGCCUUUUACGACACCGUUUCUCAUUUAUCACAAAACUACAAAUACUCCUCAUUUGAAAUGAGUGAAUAAAUUCAGUGUAGUUUAUAGUUAGAAAAGGAUAUACCGAAAAGAAAUACUAUAGAAUAAAAGAAAUAUCAAUAAUGGUCCAACCUCUUGUGUAAUUGUUGCGUACCUAUAGCUUGGGACCAAGCUGGACCCAGUUUUAAACGUUCAUGUCCUCGCUGUUCAUUAAGAUUCUUUGACCUUUGUGACUCAUCCAAGUCUCCAGUUAACCAAUAAAAUAAAAUCGUUUUGUAAUGUUUGGAUUUAAUUAACAUAAUGUUACAUAAUGCUUGACAUAAUUUGUAAAUUAAUCAAUACAAUCAAUCGUAUUUGUAAUUUUUGGAAUUAUUUGGCGGAAUUUCAUACUGCUUGGCAUGAUUGGUGACCCUAAUGACUUUAUUUAAUUUUCUUCAUUUCCCCUUUGUCUUAUGAAAAAAUUAUUCAAUCAUUCUGCCAUUUUUGUAGCUCAAUUGACUAAAAUUUUGUUUGUGUAAAAUGAGUUGGUUAAUUAUUUGGUUAUAAAAAUGACAAAAACCAUACAAACGUCGUGGGAGCUCUACUAGUGUCAGUCCAUAUCCUCCCCACUUAUUCGAUUGGUGUAUACCAUGUAAUUUAUUAGGAGUUUGAUUAGUCAAUUAACGUUAGUUAUGCAAACAAUGGUAUGCAAACGGCAGUACUUUGUUUUUUUUUGUUUCAUAUUCAUUCAGAUCGUUUUAUUGUUGUUGCAUAUUUACAUGUUACAGCCUGAACAUCAAGGAUCUAUAUUUUACAUUAAAGGACUCGUCACAACUCACAACCAAGCAUCUAUUUUCCUAUAGAAGAAAAAAACAACUUGGCAUGAUACUCGAAUGCAUAUUAUUUAAAUGGACCCAGUCCGUUUAUAGAUCAUGUAUAACUCUAAACUAAAAGAAGUAAAUGUCAUUGUGAAAAUCAUGAAUCUUAGAUUAUAUGCGCAUUCAUAAUUUUAUAAAAACAUAUAAUCGUUUAUAUGUGUAAGACAAUAUUUCGGUUUCAGUAAUUUUCUUUAAUCAGGAGAUGUAGUUAAAUUUGUUAUAUAUUUUUAACUACUUUCUGUUUGCUUUUUCCUUUUAUCGCAAGAGAGACGGAGAAAGGCAAAAUACAAUAAUCACGAACUUCUUUAGUUGUUCCCAUGCAACCAAGCCAAAUGACAGGCAGAUACUGUUCUUCUCCUCUUCACUCAGUUUAGUUUAGUUUAAAUAAAUUAAUAUUUUUUAAAAAAUAUAAUAAAAAUACAAAACAAAAUAAAUAGAAAGAAAACAGACAAUAAUACGGUCUAAGUCCAUGGAUCUUAUCCCUCAUCCCAAAUUUAUUUGAUUUCGAUAUUAUUGUCUAAGAAUAUUUGUCUUCAUUCGAUAACUUAUUUAUCUCAAAGGAUUCUGCAAAUUCUUGUACUUGCCGACAUUACAAUUGUGCAGAAGCAAAUUAAAGUUCCAACACAAUUUACUGUCUGGAUUUUUGUUCCUAUUACAAUUAUUUAUCAUGCAUAUUGUACGAACCAAUCAUAGAUGUGUAUGUAUAUAUGUAUAUAUAUAUAUACGUAUUUGUUCAGGCUUAUCUUGAUUAGCUUCUAAUUAGUCUACAAUGUUGUUUUAAGCUAUUGUUUAUUUGUUAUAAUGCAGUGACUAGUUCUAGUUAAUUGAAAAAAUCUAAUUAGAUGUCAAUAUUGUCAAAGUCUAGACAAAAGUAACUUUUGAAUUCUUAAUUAAGACCUAAAGAUUGACCUAUCAGAAAAUUUACUGUUUAGCAAGAGAAACAGAAACUGUAAGAACUGAAAACAGGAUAAUAAGAGCAUCAUUAACGCAAGCUCUUAGUGGAGUGCUUAAAGAUUUUUGUAUUUAAAAAAAAAUGAAAAUGAAGUAAUUAUUGAAACACACGGCGCUUAAUUAAGCUUCAGAAGAAGCGAAGCUUAGGAGACACGUGUUGCACCAUGGGUUAUCCGCGUCUCUUUCUCUCUCACUCAUGAGGAAACAAAACCGUCUCGUGUUCUCUCUCGACGACUCCGCCUUCGGGUUCUCUCCCUCGACGAAAUCGAGAAUCGCCGGUGCUCCCCCGUCGUGAUCUCUCUCGACGCCUCCGUGAUCUCUCCUCGACGCUUCCGUGAUCUCUCCUCGCGACGCCUCCGUAAUCUCUCUUGACGCCUUCGUGAUCUCUCCUCGACGCCUCCGUGAGCUAUCGUCGCGAUCUCUCUGCGAUGCCUCAGUGAUCUCUCCUCGUGAUCUAUCCUCAACGCCUCCGACAUGCAUCCGACUCCGCCUCCGUGAUCUCUCCUCCUGAUCCCUCCUCGAAGGUUCUCUCUCCUCGACGAAUCAGUGGAAGAUGAUCUCUGUUCGUGUCUUUCGCUCCUCGACGACUCCGCGGUGAAUCUUUCGGCGACUCUCUGUGUCGAUCUCCUCCAACUCUCUCUCUCGACGGCUCACCUCGAUGAAGAAUCACCUCGCAUCUCUCUCAGGUCCGGACCUCUCCUCGCCAUAUCUUUCCUCUCUCUCAGGCCCGAAGCUCUUAUCGACGAAAGGUAAAGUUAAUAAUUUUUCCUUUCAUGUCUGAAGCGUUUGUUAUUUUGAUUAGUCUGCGUUUGAGUCUUUGUUUAUAUUGCUCGGUUUUACUUAGGUUCAUAUAGGAAUGAUUGAAUUGAUAUGUUGUAGCUUCUGUUCUUGUCUGAAAUGAUAUAAUUUAGCAUCUGCUUUGGAAUUUGAUCUCAAUUGUUUAAGAGUUCAAUUAUAUGAUAUAGUAUCUGGUCUGAGUUGAAUCGUGUAUCAUGUUCGGUUAAUCAUUUUUGUUUUGUUU